AUGGAUUUAAAAGGGAGUUGGCAGACGGUGUCUUAUUCCACCACCCGAGAACCCGUCAAACCAUCCAUGGAUCCAUACAUGAACUUGUGUCAUGUCUCGCAGGAACCUCGAUGCAUCCAGGCUGUUUUUCUUGGCAUCGAGGACCUUGAGAGGACAGGGCUGGCUUGGCGAGACUUGGCACGGCUUGGCAAUCACUCACGAAGGAUUCACUAG
Penicillium mononematosum is the source of this 213-nucleotide messenger RNA. RefSeq lists its product as uncharacterized. The record is from RefSeq and is a predicted model, not a curated record. The coding region runs from base 1 to 213 and encodes 70 amino acids. NCBI's taxonomy places the organism in Eukaryota, Fungi, Ascomycota, Eurotiomycetes, Eurotiales, Aspergillaceae. The transcript has 2 exons.